AUGGAUCUGUAUCGGCUCGUGGCCGUGGCCGUGCUGCUGGGCACCCUGCGGCCGCUCCUUUCCCACUCCGCCGGCGACGCCAAGAGCCUGUACCCGGUCGUGCUUGUGCCCGGCUACGCGGCGAACCAGCUCGAGGCGCAGCUGACGGUGGCGUACGAGCCGCCGACGCCUGUCUGCGGCGCGCGGAAGGGGAAAGGGUGGUUCCGGCUGUGGCCUAUCAACCACACGGCCAUGGACGACCCGCACCAGGCCACGUGCUUCACUGACCAGAUGAGCGUCGUCUACGACGCCGUCGCCGACGACUACGGCAACGCCGCCGGCGUCGUGACCCGGGUCCCGUUCUUCGCCUCCACGCGCGGCUUAAUUGGGUGGGACCCGCUGGUGCGGCAGCUGGAAGCCGUAGGCUACCGCGACGGCGAGAGCCUGUUCGGCGCGCCGUACGACUUCCGCUACUCCGUCGCGCCGCGCGGCCACCGGUCAGCGGAGGGCGCCCGCUACUUCGCCGCCCUCGCGCGCCUCAUCGAAAUGGCGAGCUCGCUCAACGAGAACCUGCCGGUCGUCCUCGUCCCGCAUAGCUUCGGUUGCGCGCUCGUGUACCAGUUCCUCCUCGGCCGGCCGCUCGCCUGGCGCCGGCGAUACGUCAAGCGCGUCGUCUUCGUCGCUGCCGCGCUCGGCGGCUUCGCGGAGGGGAUGGACAUCCUCGCCGCAGGCAUGGACCUCGGCCUGCCGAACCUCGCGCGGCCGUCCAGGAUCCGCCUGGGGCGGAGCCAGCAGAGCGCGCUCUGGCGCCUGCCCACGCCGAUGGUGUUCGGUGACCGGCCGCUGGUGGUGGCCAACAACGUGACCUACACGGCAUAUAACAUCGUCGGCUUCCUCAAUGCCAUCGGCUUCCCGGAGGGAGUCCGGCCAUACGUGACGCGGGUGCUGCCGAUGUGGGAGGCGCUCCCGGCGCCGAUGGUGCCGGUGACCAGCAUCAUCGGAGUCGGCGUCAGCACGCCGGAGACAUUCGUGUAUGGGGAAGACGGGUUCGUGGGCGCCCCAGAGGUAGUGUACGGGGACGGCGAUGGCGACAUAAACAUGGUGAGCCUGGAGGCAAUCGAGAAGGAGUGGUCUGGGGUGGAGGGCCAGGUUUUGAAGGUGCUCAGGUUGCCCGGUGUUCAUCACAGUGACUUCUUCAGCGUUGGUUUCGCUCUCAAGAAAGUGCUUGAUGAAAUACUCAACGCCGGUAGAACUGCAAAACUCUAUCCGAAGAUUGAAGUGCAGACCAAUAUGCAGGUCCCGGUUGGAGAGAAGAGAUUGAGAGUGCAAGUUCUUUAAUGCUUUGAGCGAUGUUACUUGUGGAAAUUUGUCACCGCUGAAGCUGUGACACCUUAGACAUGAGUUGGCGUCAGGCACAAAGUGUGUGUGUGCGCGCGCACCUGACGGGGGUGGGCCUUGGUGCCUGGCUGUGUCUGCGAGGAGUUGGGGUGGAGUUUAUAACCACCCGAAUGUACUCAAGUCUAACUUGUUGUGACUUUGGAAUAGAAAACCCAAAUUCUCC
This is a messenger RNA of Lolium rigidum, 1540 nucleotides long. Its product is annotated as lecithin-cholesterol acyltransferase-like 1. Lineage: Eukaryota; Viridiplantae; Streptophyta; Magnoliopsida; Poales; Poaceae. Gene Ontology annotation, biological process: lipid metabolic process. The transcript is spliced from 3 exons. Bases 1 to 1317 code for a protein of 438 amino acids. The record is from RefSeq and is a predicted model, not a curated record.